AUGGUCACAAGGGAAUGUAUAACGCGGUGGGCAAACAUAAUCAAACCUAAUACUUACACUAUCAGGGAUUCAUACUCCAUUGGCCCCAUUAUUAACUUGACAAACUUACUUCAGGGCAUAUUCAAAGACACACCGCGGCAACUGCUGGAUCAAUCGGCAAUCAACUCGACUUCUCAACGGAAUUGGUUUCGAGGGCAUCACUUUAUCUUCAACUGCCAGGGGAACAAACAUUUGGGUAGUGAUGGUUACGACAAUUACCAAGCGCCAGUUAUCGAUAAUCAACAAUUGUACUUGCGACGAUUAUGGGCAAAAGGUUCGAUUCAAUUCAAUCAAGCACCAAAAGUAAACAGUGCUUUAGAAUGUACCGAGCAAGUGAAAACAGUCAAGCCAUUUGGCGAAGAUGUUUUUGUUGACAUUGAACGUAAAUAUACCUCGAACAAAGACAGUGAUCCAUUGUUGGUUGAAAAUAGAACAUUACUAUAUACCAACCAAUUAUAUGCCCCCAACAAAACUCCCAAAUUAGCUACUAGUCAACCUUUAGUUACAUUCAAAGUUUCCACCAUAGACUUGCUCAAAUAUAGCAUGCUCACGUAUAAUUUACAUCGAAUCCACUACGACCCUAAAUAUGCCCAUUCUAUUGAAAACUUACCCACGGUGCUCGUCCACGGUCCGUUGCAAGUGACAUUGGUGUUGUACUAUUUUAGUCUAAAGUAUCCCAAUCUAGUCGCUAGUCAAUUCAAGUAUCGAACUUUUGAACCCUUUUUCGUCAAUGAAGAAGCUGGGAUACUGAUUAUCGCUCAAGGGUCAAAUGAGUUUGAGUUGACAUUGUUAAAUGUUGCACAUAAAAAGGUAUACCUCAAGGGAACUUUAAAAUGCAAGUAG
This is a messenger RNA of Lodderomyces margitis, 882 nucleotides long. Its product is annotated as hydroxyacyl-thioester dehydratase. Gene Ontology annotation, molecular function: (3R)-hydroxyacyl-[acyl-carrier-protein] dehydratase activity. The transcript has a single exon. The record is from RefSeq and is a predicted model, not a curated record. Lineage: Eukaryota; Fungi; Ascomycota; Pichiomycetes; Serinales; Debaryomycetaceae. Bases 1 to 882 code for a protein of 293 amino acids. Gene Ontology annotation, cellular component: mitochondrion.